AUGGGACUCAUCACCGACUGCAAAUGCAUAUUCUGCGAUGAUCCGUGUGAAACAAGGGAACAUUUGUUCAUCAAAUGCCCUGUGGCUGAACAAUUAUGGAAUGUUGUUUUCUCCCACUCUGGUCUUCAUUUUACUGUUCACUCUUGGGAUGCUCUUAUUGCUUGGGCUUGCUCUACUUGGAAGGGGAAAUCACUUCUAACUUCCAUCAUGAAACUCGGCUUUACUGCCCUCAUCUAUAUCCUAUGGGACGAACGCAACAAACCGUUGUUUCAAGGCCGAUUCAGAAACUCUCAAGAUCUCUUUCAUGCCAUAAAGGAUAUAGUUCGGUUACAACUGCGAGAUAGGAACAUAAAUAGGAAUGACAAUGUUAAUAUUACUCUAGUUGAACAUUGGGAUAUAUAUUGA
Molecule: messenger RNA, 405 nt
Organism: Hibiscus syriacus
Lineage: Eukaryota; Viridiplantae; Streptophyta; Magnoliopsida; Malvales; Malvaceae
Exons: 1
Coding region: 1-405 (134 amino acids)
Source: RefSeq, a predicted model, not a curated record